This is a messenger RNA of Gordionus sp. m RMFG-2023, 1455 nucleotides long. RefSeq lists its product as uncharacterized. Gene Ontology annotation, biological process: chromatin remodeling. The transcript has a single exon. The coding region runs from base 1 to 1455 and encodes 484 amino acids. The record is from RefSeq and is a predicted model, not a curated record. Lineage: Eukaryota; Metazoa; Nematomorpha; Gordioida; Chordodea; Parachordodidae. Gene Ontology annotation, cellular component: nucleus. Gene Ontology annotation, molecular function: catalytic activity.
AUGGUCGACGAAAAAAUGGAUGUGAUCGCGAUACAGGAGACCCACUCAAAAGAUAAUAAUAUGGCUACCUUUAAUAACUUUGAAAUGUAUAGUUCUGGCACCACUUCCAAUAAUUGGUCGGGGGUUGCUUUCUUUAUCAGCAAAAGAUUAUGCAAAUACGUGGAUAAAUUUGUGCCCAUUUCGGAGAGAUGCUGUUUACUAUACCUGAAUACCUGCUUCAGGCAAACAAUCUUAGUUAAUGUCUAUGCCCCGCCUAGAAGAAACGAACGGCUCGCAUUCCUUGAUGACCUCGAAAACAUUGUAAACUCUCUUCCUAGGAGUCGUAAUUUGAUAAUCCUUGGGGAUUUAAAUACUAGGAUCGGAAAAGAUGACUCCUUUAUUAGAGAUGGGGUAAUUGGGAAUGCAACUCUCUCUCAAUUAAACAGUGAUGACAGCAGAAAGUUAUUGGAGAUGUGCAGGAGUAUAAACCUCAAGGUCGAAAAUACUUUCUUUUCACACAGCGAAUUAAACACCCUAACCUUCAGUAGAAAUAAUAUCAAGUCUCAGACAGAUUUUAUCAUCUCGAACAUCCAUAGCUGGUUUAUCGAUGUAAAAGUAAUGCCAAAUAUAAAUAUUUCUGAUCAUAAAUUAAUCAGAGCCAGUAUUACUGUGAAAAAUUUAUGGGGAAACUCUCGGCGUCCGUCUCUUCAACCCCAGCCGAGAUACCUGUCCUGGAAGAGAAAUGCAACACACCUGCAACGCCCUGCAGUCAAACUACAGCUCGAUCUAUUCUUAAAUGAUAGGGAGGCAACUUUCUUAUCCUCGUCGGAGUCUCAAUCUGUCGAAGAAUGUUGGGCGUCUUUCAAAAACAACUUGUUUGAUGCCUACAAUCAUUUCCCUAACAUCAACAUUUCUCCACCAAGACAGGAAUGGCUAUCCGAUGACACCAUUCGCAUGAUAGCUCAACUCAAGUUACGAGGUGAGCGUGAUGGUCACUUAUGGACCUCAAUUCAUAGACUCCUAAGGAGAGAUAGAAGGAUCUAUAUUGCUAAAAAGGCUUUUGAGAUAGACAGGGAUAUGAGGGAAAAUAGAACUUUCGACGCCUACAAGAAACUAAACUAUUUUUGUAAAGCCAAAAUCUUCAAGACACUUCCAACUAUAAGACUGGAUAAUAAUAGGUUAAUUACUGACCCCGACGAACAGAUAGCGUUAUGGCUUGACCACUAUAUGGGAGUCUUUGAUUCUAGGAGGCCUACCUUAAUCCCAUCCACUAGUCGAAAUGUUGGACAAUUGGACGCAAACUUUUCAUUGGCUGAAAUUGUGGCCGCUAUUAAGAAGCUUAGGAAUAAUAAAUCUCCGGGUACAGAUAACAUUACAGGAGAACAUCUGAAAGCAGCUCCCUUAACGAUCUCUCGGUUCUUACUUCCUUUGUUACAAGAUAUAGUUGACUGGGAUGAUGCCAGCGGAUUGGAAUAA